AUGAGAAGCAGCUCCCUCUGCCCGCGGCGGCUCAUUGGGCCGGGGCGCUGGACGUGGUUGGAGAAGCUGCCGCAGGAGGAGCAGGACUUGGAGCUGCGUUUGCCCAGAGGCAGCACCUUUCCUCCGGGGAACAUGCCCGCCCACCGGACUCGCAAUCUGUCACGAUACCCCCCACUGGCCGGGGACGGAAAUGAGGACGACGGUCCACCGCCGCCACCGCCCCCAGGAGAAGGACAAGAAGCAAGUGGCAACACACAGAUAGGCUCUCAGCUCAAGUUUCCGCUCCACUGA
Messenger RNA from Knipowitschia caucasica, 291 nucleotides. The record is from the annotation of a GenBank genome assembly. NCBI's taxonomy places the organism in Eukaryota, Metazoa, Chordata, Actinopteri, Gobiiformes, Gobiidae.